This is a messenger RNA of Sorghum bicolor (sorghum), 2217 nucleotides long. RefSeq lists its product as uncharacterized. NCBI's taxonomy places the organism in Eukaryota, Viridiplantae, Streptophyta, Magnoliopsida, Poales, Poaceae. The transcript is spliced from 3 exons. The record is from RefSeq and is a predicted model, not a curated record. Bases 309 to 1718 code for a protein of 469 amino acids.
CGGAACCGGAAGAGUAGCGAGGAGGAGAAAAGAUCCCCUCCGUCCUUUUUACUCCUACUCUUUCCCCUCCCGUCCGUCCUCGUCUCGUUGUCCUCCCUCCCUCCCUCGCUUCUGCGGUGCGGUGCGGUGCGGGAUACGGCCGGGCCAGAUUCAGUCAGCGCCUUACUCCAUGAUCCGGAGGAGCGCCUCACGUGCCGGGGACGACCUCUUCGCCACCCAGUAGCAGCAGGAGGCCUCCUUGCCCCUUGCCGGUUGCCGCGGUUCUUGCUUGUGGAGUCGGGUUUCCAGGUUAGUAGCAUGCGGGAGUGAUGGCGGCCGCCGAAGCGAGGGCUGCCUGGCAACGCGCCGCCAACCGCUGCCUGGUCCAGGAGGAUGCCAAGCGAGCUCCCAAGCUGGCCUGCUGCCCGCCGCCCCUGCAACCGCACGACGCGAGCGAUGGAAGCCCUCCGAGUCCGCAAGACCUCCAUUCCCCUACAUUUAUGCCCAUCAACUGGAACCUGAUGAACUCCAGUCUGCCCAUGGAAACCCAGUGGUGGCUCCAGUUGCAGCCCAACUUUGGGUGCCAGGCAGCCCUUGCUAGGGACCACCUCAACUAUGUAGGUGGGGACGCCGCUGAGAAGAAAAUGGAGGGUUUAGCAGCGCCUGUAUCCAAACUUGAGGAUGUCCAAGCAAAGAAUGCUGCAGAUCCUUUUGAGCCUCCGUGGAUCGUUUCGAUGGCUUCCAUGAAGCAAACACCUGAGACGGGUUUGGAGGAGUUGAAGAAUCUUGCUUUCUAUACCCCAGUGAGCCUCAAGUGCAAAGGAAAUGCCAACAACUGUAUUUACGAGGAUAAAGAGUCUGCAGAGUUCAAAGCUUUUGAUCCUCUGUUUCCUAAGAAGCCGCAAAAGGAACACUGUGAAAUGCAUGCCCCUUGGGAACAAACCAAGAAAUCUCAGCCAUGGUGGCAAGUAGCUGAUGUCGAUGGUUUGGCUUCCCUUGUCGCUGAAAGAGCAAUGGAAAACAUUAUUAACAAUGAUCUACCAAGACCCACUCAGACAGUCCGUGUUCAUGGAGCUGAAGUGAAGGGUCGUGAAAACAAGGAUGAUUACGGGCUGCCUGCUCUUUCUGUGGGCAAAGAGCCAGAUCCUGUACAUGACACUAUGGAGUAUAGCUACAGUGUUUCAAGCACCACCAAUGACACGUAUUCUUCUGAUGGGGGACGUUGGCAACAACAUCAAAGAAAUAAUGUGCCCGGGGAUGCACAGGAUUCUGAUGGUUCCACCAUCAAUACACCAGGCAGCAAGCCAACAUAUCAGAAUGCUUCCGAGAGGGCCAAGCUACUAGAUGCUCUCCGUCAUUCACAAACACGUGCUAGGGAAGCUGAGAUAGCUGCCAAGAAAGCCUAUGACGAGAAAGACCAUGUCAUCAAGCUAUUGUUCCGUCAGGCCUCACACCUCUUUGCAUGCAAGCAGUGGUUGAAAAUGUUGCAGCUGGAAAACAUAUGCCUUCAGCUCAGGUUCAAAGAACACCAGAUAGCAACCAUGUUCCCGGACCUUCCCUGGAUGGUGGUGAAGGAAAAGGUAGCACCUUCUCAAGAGCACAAUGACGGGACUAGGAAGAAAGGCAGAAGGCCAAACAGGAAAGGUGGCCUCUGCAAUGCCGUUGCAUUUGCUGUUGGUGUUGGUCUUGUUGGUGCUGGAUUGCUUCUUGGCUGGACUCUUGGGUGGCUACUGCCGUAGCUGGAAGUUCCAUCAUCUUCGAUAUGACCAUAAAGGUGACAGGACAAAUGCCUCCUGUGCAAACUAAAUUGAAUGGCAAUAGGUAAGCUCCAGCUCCGAGUCUCUGCUUCAUGGAGAGUGAAAAAGGGCAGAUUUUUGGAAUUCUUCCACGGUAGUCUGUUGAUUUGGUGAUGGUAGCUUGAUACCUUAUGUUGGUUCCUGUAUAUAUAGGAUCUGGUGUACAUACUGCCAGAAACUGGAUACCUAGGUUGGUAGUGUGGGUGUGGGUGUGGGUGUGGAUGUGGAUGCGAUGCUUAUCUGUGUGUUGUACAUAGGGUCAGUGGUGGUCUGGUGGAAGAUGAAAUCAGCCGACUUCAACAACGUAUGUGCUAGUACUGUAAAUCUGUAGCUUUUAUUUGCUUAAUUAAUGUAGCAGAAAUUGUGUUAAUCCGUGUAAUGUGUGUUGAACGUAUUUGCAUGUCUUCUCCUAGUGGUUAUGGACCGAGUCUAUUUAUCAUUC